AUGGCUGCUUUCGAUGAUCAAUCUGGCAUCACGCCGGAAGCCAUCCCGGAUAUUGCGGCGCUUUUCCGAAGCAAACCAGUCCUGUUUGGAUUUGUCCGUGAAGGGGAGGCUGCGGGCUCUAGUGCCAGCAGCGCCAGUGCGGAAGAGUAUGGACGCGGGCUGGGCAUGAGCUUUCAGGCGUUAGGCACGUAUGCCCCACAAGCUCCAGCGCCCGUCCGGGAUUGGUGUCCCACACAGGAUGAGGUGGAUAGGUCUCUGGAGUCAACAAAGUCUGCUUUGAAUAGACAGUUAGGCAACAAGGCGAAGCAGCCCUUGUAUUGCGUGGACUGGAAGGCCGGAAAGCAGGCGCUGGUGUACAACUAUGUCUGUCCAGAGCAGAAGCCGGCCGGUCUUGCAGGCGAUGCCAUUUUCGAAUGGAUAGAGUCCUCGUCCACUGAGUGGCGUGACGCGUCCCAUGGCACAGCUGCAGUGUUCCCUUUGGAAUCCUCCGAGCCGGGAUGUUAUCAAGAUGGAUCGGCCGCGGAGGAUUCUGAAAUUGUGCUGUAUCAUUCAUCGCGGCCGGCCCUGCUGAACAAAAUUUUGGAAGAGGGACUGGCGCCUUCCAUUUACAGUCAUGGCAUAUGCGGCGCUUGGACGUUUGCUCUCGCCCCUUGGGCCGCUUAUCGCUGGGGGUCGUGCAUCCUGGAGCCCGUUGAGGGCAUGGUCUUCACCGUCAAGCUGCCACGCAGAAUGCUGACCGAGAAAUCUCCUCGAACUCCUGCAGCAGACACGGUCAACACUGGCCUCGUCUCCAACCAGCGCAUCCGUGGGGAUGGAAGCGGUGGAUAUCUACGCUUUGUGGUGCCGGGGCAGUACAUGAAUUCUGCGUUGCCCAUCAGAAUGACGUCUGUGUCCUUUCUGCUUCGGGAUCCUAACGCCAUGACAUUCUCCGAGGGCCUCAGCUAUGGAGUUCGGCUUUCUGCGUUGUGGGUUCUUGGUCACUCGGUGUGUGACGAGGGUGACCUGGCUUUGGAGCCGGGUCUGCAGCCGCAACGCAAGCCCCUACUGCAAGGCUUUGAUGCGUUGAUAAAGCAGAAGGAGGACAAAGAGCUCGCAGACUUGUUGGAGCAUCUCGGAACGAUUUGA
Messenger RNA from Effrenium voratum, 1125 nucleotides. Lineage: Eukaryota; Dinophyceae; Suessiales; Symbiodiniaceae. The record is from the annotation of a GenBank genome assembly.